This is a messenger RNA of Phyllotreta striolata, 1306 nucleotides long. The record is from the annotation of a GenBank genome assembly. Lineage: Eukaryota; Metazoa; Arthropoda; Insecta; Coleoptera; Chrysomelidae.
CUAAAGGAACCGCCGCCCGACCGAACACCUGGCACGCCUGGCACGACCACCUUCUCUGGAUAACAUGAGUUUGAGCACACUUUUAGAAGCCGCUAGAUUUCUGGAAAUGCAAGAACAGCAAAACAACCGAACGACGGUCGCCGCCGAGACGCUCGCCACGAUGACGCCGGUCGCGACGACCGUCAAAAAGGAGCACGUCCAACAGAACGGCGUCUCGACGAUAGCCCUUUCGCAGGCCGCCUUCAAGACAGUCACGGCGAACACGACGCCCCAAACCGUCGUCAUAUCGUCGAGCAAUCUUUCGCAGGCCAUACUGCAAGGUGUACAAGGACCCAUCGCCAUAUCGACCACCCCACCGGCGCAAUUGCAGCUGAAAAAAGACCACCAAGACCAGCAGGUGUCGAGCACGACGCUGCCGCAGCUGCCGAGACAGCAGCGCGUGUUGCACAACAGCUUCGACAUCCGCAACACGGGCGGCAACGGGACCGGCGCGUCGAGCGGCAAGCGGAAACAGCCGCCGCUGGUCUUUCGGGCUGGCACGCGCGAGGUCCACAACAAAUUGGAGAAGCACCGGCGGGCGCACCUCAAGGAGUGCUUCGACAUACUGAAGAAGCAGCUGCCGUCGCGGCAGGACGAGAAGAAACCGUCGAACCUCAGCAUACUGCAUUCGGCGUUGAGGUACAUACAGGCGUUGAAGAGGAAGGAGCGCGAGCUGGAGCACGAAAUGGAGCGGCUGGCGCGCGAGAAGAUCAGCGCCCAACAGCGAUUGGCCGUGUUGAAAAAGGACAUCAUGUCGCAUUACGAUAACAUCGAUUUCUCGAAGAUCCUGCCGGAGGGGAACGGAUCGUUGAAGGACGAGCCGGUGUCGGUCAAGGACGAAGUGGACGACGUGGAGGAGAUUUCGUUUAACGGGAAUUGCGCGCAAAACGACGACCUGCCGGAGGUGACGACGAUACCGAUUCUGCCCAAGCCCAGCAUUCCCGUCGUUACGCAAAAUCUGACGACAAUCAAAGAAGUAUCGCAACCGGUCCAAACGACGGCCCUCUCUGUACUCCCGAUGACCUAUCCCGUCAACCAGCUGAACUCCGGUCUGGUACUCCAAAAAGUGGCUAUCGUACCGAAAGGUUUGGACCACCUGACGCCGUUGGUGUCGACGCACUUCAUCACGCCUCAGCAGAUCAACGGCGGCAAAGUGGUACCUCUCACGCAGUACCUGGUCAAACCCGUGGUGGUGGUGAGUACGGCGUCGCCGCGCCCGAGCUAGUAGGCCCUGGCGUCGCGGCAGCGCCUGCUUCGAUAUAUACAU